Pistacia vera is the source of this 820-nucleotide messenger RNA. Its product is annotated as 50S ribosomal protein L18. The record is from RefSeq and is a predicted model, not a curated record. Bases 19 to 588 code for a protein of 189 amino acids. Lineage: Eukaryota; Viridiplantae; Streptophyta; Magnoliopsida; Sapindales; Anacardiaceae. Gene Ontology annotation, cellular component: ribosome. Gene Ontology annotation, molecular function: structural constituent of ribosome; 5S rRNA binding. Gene Ontology annotation, biological process: translation. The transcript is spliced from 2 exons.
UAGCUUUGGAAAAAGGAAAUGGCGUCUGUAAUAUCUUGUUCAUCUUCUUCCCCUGUCUCGUUUGGAUUACCCCAAACUCGCUUAACUGAUUCAGAUAAAAUUAAACUUACUUCUCUUUCAUGCCUCUCUUCAUUUCCCACUCUCAAUAUCUCCGUCAAAUCCCCAUCUCCCACUCUCUCCAACAACAACAAGGGUUCUUUUAUUCAGGCUGCCUGGACCCGAAGAUCUCGGGGUGAACUUGAAAAGAGACCCAACCGGAAAUCAUGGAAGCAAAGGACAGAUAUGUAUAUGAGGCCAUUUUUACUUAAUGUUUUCUUUUCUAAGAAAUUUAUUCAUGCAAAGGUGAUGCAUCGGGCAACAAGCAAAGUGAUAUCAGUUGCUACCACUAACUCCAAGGAUCUCAGGAACACUUUACCAUCUCUAACUGAUCAUAAUGCAUGUAGAAUCAUAGGGAAGCUAAUUGCUGAGCGAUCAAAGGAUGCUGAUGUAUAUGCAAUAGCAUAUGAGCCUAGAAAGGAUGAGCGGAUUGAAGGUAAGCUUGGGAUUGUUCUUGAUACCAUUAAGGAGAAUGGUAUCAUAUUUGUUUAAGCAAAUUCCUGAUCAUUGUUUCACACCUAGUAAAUGAAAAUUGAAUCACAAACAUGGAUCGGUUCCCCAAUGCAUUUUAUGCAGAAAAUUGUUUGUAGAAUUUCUGGUGAUUUUUUAUAUUAUUCUUUUUAAGCUUGUACUAGGAUUUUUAGCUCUUCAAAUGAUAUGGGGCUGUACAAAGACCACUUCAGGAACUCUAUGAUUAGAUUAUAUGUAUCCAUAUGAUGUUUCA